UACCUUCAACCAAACACACCACAAACACCAUUCUCUGCUUUGUCUUCCUCACAACCACAAACAAACAAAAAGCAGCAAUGGCUCCUUCUUCUUCUUCUUCAACUCAUUACUCACUUCUCAUAAUAAUGCUUGCCACCACCUUCCUCCUGACACCCGCCAACUCCCUCAUCCUCACUCUCGUCAACAACUGCAACUACACCGUCUGGCCCGCCAUCCAACCUAACUCCGGCCACCCCGUCCUCGCAGCCGGCGGCGGCUUCCCCCUCCACCACUUCACCCACACUUCCAUCCCCUUCCCGGACACCCACUGCGGUAACCGCCUAACCUGCGCCACCGGCGACUGCUCCGGCCGCCUCCAGUGCAACGGAGCCGGAGGGUCCGCUCCCGCCACCUUAGCCCAGUUCGAGGUCCACCACGGCGCCGGCGACUACUCGUCGUACGGCGUGAGCGUGGUGGACGGUUUCAACGUCCCUUUCACCAUCACGCCUCACGAGGGAAAAGGCGUUUGCCCCGUGGUAGGUUGUCGGAGCGAUCUGGUUGCCACGUGUCCCGUGACGUUGCAACACCGUGUGCCUUCUGGUCAUGGCCCCGUGGUUGCUUGCAAGAGUGGGUGCGAGGCUUUUCACACGGACGAGUUGUGUUGCCGGAACCAUUUCAACAACCCUCAAACUUGCAAGCCUUCGGUGUAUUCCACCUUCUUCAAGCACGCGUGCCCUCAGUCUUUUACCUUCGCACACGACACACCUUCUCUCAUGCAUCAGUGUUCUUCUCCGCGUGAACUCAAGGUCAUCUUCUGUCAUUAGAAUAUUCUGUGUUUUUAAGUGUAUUUCAGUUUCAAGUUUAGUGCUUUGUUUAGGGUGUGAAGUGUGAACAAUGUUGGAGUCAAAAAUGUUAUGUAUGGAGUUUGUGCCUGAGCUUCAUGUGAUGAACUGAUCAAGGGUACAGUGGUUACUAUUUCUAGUACUUUCUGUCAAAUUUACUGCUUAGAAUCGAGUUUCAAACGGACCAAUGCUUUUUCA
Arachis ipaensis is the source of this 1019-nucleotide messenger RNA. RefSeq names its product Pathogenesis-related thaumatin superfamily protein. The record is from RefSeq and is a predicted model, not a curated record. NCBI's taxonomy places the organism in Eukaryota, Viridiplantae, Streptophyta, Magnoliopsida, Fabales, Fabaceae.